Panicum virgatum (switchgrass) is the source of this 2786-nucleotide messenger RNA. RefSeq lists its product as uncharacterized. The transcript has a single exon. The record is from RefSeq and is a predicted model, not a curated record. The coding region runs from base 518 to 2527 and encodes 669 amino acids. NCBI's taxonomy places the organism in Eukaryota, Viridiplantae, Streptophyta, Magnoliopsida, Poales, Poaceae.
AUGAGAUUUUUUUUUAAAGUAAGCCAUAAGCACUCGCAGAUCGUUUAAGAAGAAGACGAGACGCCCGUCGAGCCGGCGCUCCAACCGCGGCGGGCAGCGUGAGCCCCCGCUCACCUGACCAACUGAGCCCCCGCUCAGUUCUCACCCGAUGAGAUGAGAGCGCUGGGCGAGGUGAGGUUGCUGUCACUCUGCUGACUUGCUGAGGCCCGCGAGCCUCCUGCUAUCUGAAAAAAGUUAAAACUUCCCGGUUGCAAAAACAAAGCUUUCCUCGGCAGCAAGAGAGCGAGCCACUGGCGCGCACCCCCGGCGUUGAUCAGGCAAGCAAGCAAGCUAGCUACUCCUCCUAGCUAGCAACAAGGGGGACGCGACCCGGCAAGGCGGGCGCAGGCCGCGGCCGGCCGGCCGGCGCGCCGCAUGCGGCCACGGGGCGGCCGCGCCGUCGCUGUCCGACACGCUCGCGGACGGCAUCUCGCCGAGCGCGGGGGCAAGAGUUCUUCCCCCCAUCCAUGAGGCAACCAUGCUCGUGCUCAUCAACAAAUACCUCAGGAGCAGGAACCCGGCGGGAGGAGGCGACGAGAUGGCGCCGCCGGCGUCCAGCGGGGCCGACCGCGACCUCCACCUGUGCAUGCCCGGCUGCGUGCCGGUGCGCGCCAAGCGGGGGGCGGCGGCGGCGACGGUCACCACCACGGCGCGGGCGUCGCGGCACAACUUCGUCAAGGCCGCGGCGUCGGGCCUGCUCGCGGGGGCGCACUUCACGAACCACGAGUCCCUCCCGGCGCUGCCCGACGCCUACGCAGAGUUCGCCGCCGCGUUCCCGCUGUACGGCGCCCUCCCGCGCGCCGACGCCAUCCGCGCCGACGAGUACCGCCACCUGGACCGCCACGUGUGCCUGGACUACACCGGCAUCAACCUCUUCUCCCACGCGCAGAUGAACUCGUCCCUGCCGUCCACGUCGUCGUCGUCGUCGUCCGCGGCGGCGUGGCAGCCGCCCUUCUUCGACAUCGCGUACAAGUCGGCGAGCCUGCGGGCACAGGUGCAAUGCGGGGACGCCGCGGGCAUCGGCGCCGCCGUCACGAGGCGCAUCAUGGCGUCGCUCAAGAUCCCCGAGGACGAGUACACCAUGGUGUGCACGGCGAACCGGACCACCGCGUUCCGGCUCCUGGCGGAGUCCUACUCGUUCCAGUCCGGCAGACAGCUGCUCCCCGUGUACGACUACGAGAGCGAGGCCGUGGCCGCCAUGGCCGAGAGCGCGCGCCGCCGGGGCGCCGAGGUCACGCCCGCGAGCUUCGCCUGGCCGAGCAUGAGGAUCCACGGCACCGACCUCCGCAAGAAGCUGGCCCGGGGCCGGCGGCGCGGGGGCCGGCGCGGCCUCUUCGUCUUCCCGCUGGCCUCCCGCAUGACGGGCGCCCGGUACCCGUACCUGUGGAUGAGCGCGGCGCACGAGCAGGGGUGGCACGUGGCGCUGGACGCCUGCGCGCUCGGCACCAAGGACCUCGACACCUUCGGGCUCUCCCUCAUCCGCCCGGACUUCAUCGUCUGCAACUUCUUCAAGGUGUUCGGCGAGAACCCCUCCGGCUUCGCGGGGCUCUUCGUCAAGAGGUCCAGCGGCCUCGCCGCGCUGGAGCGCUCCUUGAUCGCGCGCAGCAUCGGCAUAGUCAGCAUCGUGCCCGCGCGCCGCUGGUCGCUCCACGACGGCUACUCCACUGAGCUGGAGCACUCGCGCAGCUUCCCCAGGCUCGCCGACCCGGCGGCGCCGGACGACGCCGACGUCGAGACCACCAGCUCCUUCUCCGGCCCGCUCAGCUCGACCGCCAUCGCUCGCAGCAGCAACCUGCAGCCCGACUCCGCGGAGAACGGCGAGAUCCGCGAGGUCGACGCGGCGGAGAACGGCGACUUCUGCACGGAGGAGCCACCAAAUAACGGCGGCGGCGGCGGCGGCCAUGAAACAGAGCAGCAGGGCGCGGUGGAGGUGGAGUGCCGGGGCCUGGACCACGCCGACGCGCUGGGGCUCAUCGCCAUCGGCAACCGGCUGCGCUGCAUCAGCAACUGGCUGGUGGUGGCCCUGCAGAAGCUGCGGCACCCGCACGCCGAGAGCGGCCACCAGCUGGUGAGGCUGUACGGCCCGCGAGUCAAGUUCGACCGGGGCCCGUCGCUGGCCUUCAACGUGUUCGACUGGAAGGGCGAGCGGGUGGCGCCGCCGCUGGUGCAGAAGCUCGCCGACCGCCACAACAUCUCCCUCACCUGCGGCUUCCUGCGCAACAUCUGGUUCUCCGACAAGUACGAGGCCGACAGGGCCGCCGUCCUCGAGCACAGGGACGACGGCGCCGCGGUCGCGCCAGGUAAGAGGAGGAAGGACGCCGCCGGCGACGUGGGGAUCCUCGUGGUGAACGCGUCGCUGGGGUUCCUCAGCAACUUCGAGGACGCCUACAGGCUGUGGGCGUUCGUGGCCAAGUUCUUGGACGCCGACUUCGUGGAGAAGGAGAGGUGGAGGUACACCGCGCUCAACCAGAAGACGGUCGAGGUGUAGCCAGGGCAGCAGAUUGCAGCACUUCAGCUCAGCAGCUUGGCACAUUGGUACGGUUUCAGAUCACUGUAAAGCAGCAUUCUUUUGGGAUCAGCUCGGCAGUGUGAGUGUGUGCCGUGCUCUUCUUCCAUCCAUUCUUUUAGUGUAAACAGUGAGAUGUAUAGUGUAGAGUUGCUUUCCUAAUAAUAAUAUCUGGAAUGUGGAUUCAUAAGUUCUGCUGUGGCACAAUUGAAUAACAAAGAUACCGAGCAUCAGGAAACAA